GGAACGGGGGAUAUGGGUCUGGGGAGUGUGGAGGGUCCCUCCAGUGCUCUGGUGCGGGUUAAAGUAACUUACAUUCUCCCAUUCUCUCUUCGAUACACCUUGGAAACUUCAGGAGGCCGGUCAGAAACACCGCAAGAUGACCAAGGAGGCACACGACGAGCAGAAUGUCGAGCACAGCGAACCCACGCAACUCCAUGCUCUGACGGCCGAGCAUCGGGAGUACCUCCUGCAGCGCCAUGGCACCUUGGAUCUCGAGCCAGUGCCGGACAUGACCGACACUGAUCCGUACAACUGGCCAAAGAGCAAGAAAAUCCUAAACCUCGCCAUGAUCGCCUUCCACGCCAUGAUGGGCACCUUCACGGCGGCCGCCGUGCAGUCCGUGUUUGCCGAGAUCGCCGCCGACCUCGACGUCCCGAUCCACCAGGCGUCGUACAUGCUGUCGCUCCAGAUCGCCGUCCUCGGCGGUGCCCCCCUCUUCUGGCGGCCGCUCUCGCAGCGCUACGGCCGGCGGCCCGUCUUCCUGCUCUCCCUCCUCUGCAGCCUGGUCGGCAACAUCGGGUGCGCCGUCAGCCCGUCGUACGGCACCAUGGGCCUGUGCAGAGCCAUCACGGCCUUCUUCAUCUCCCCCGCCCUGGCCAUCGGGAGCGGCGUCGUCACUGAGACCUUCUUCAAAAAGGAGAGGGCCAGGUACAUGGGGAUAUGGACCAUGAUGGUGACGCUGGGCGUGCCGAUGGCGCCGUUCAUCCUCGGGUUCGCCGCCGUCCGCGUCGGGUACCGCUGGAUCUACUGGAUCCUCGCCAUCUUCAUCCUGUAUUUCCUCCUCGGCCGUGAAACCCUUUACCUCCGCCACCCGACCCCAUCCACGAUUCCUCCAACCACCAAAUCAUCCCCCCCCCACAACCUCCUGUCCUUCAGCCGCAUCGACCCGACUCCCCUCAAGGCGUGGGACUUCGUCCAACCCCUAACCUUUGCCGCCCGCCCCUGCGUGCUCAUCCCGACGGUCGGCUACGCGAUGGUGUUCCUCUGGGGCAACAUCAUGAUGUCGGUCGAGACGGGCUCGCUGUUCCCGGAGCGGUUCGGGUUCGACCCGCAGCAAGUCGGCCUGCAAAACAUCAGCAUCAUCGUCGGCUCGCUCGUCGGCGAGCAGAUCGGCGGCUUCCUGAGCGACUGGUGGAUGUGGCGGCGCCACAGCAAGGCGGCCGGUGGCAGUGGCAGCAGCGGCAGCGGCAGCAGCGGAAGCGACAGCGAUACCCAAGAAGGCGAGAACACCCCGGUGCCGCAGCCCGAGUUCCGGCUAUGGCUGAGCCACCCGGGCUACCUGCUCGCAAUCUGCGGCGUGGUGGUCUACCUCGUGCAGGUCGAGCGCGCGGGGACGACAUGGAACGUCACGCCGCUCGUGGGCACGGGCAUCGCGGCGGCGGGCAACCAGAUCGUCACGACGGUCGCCACCACGUACGCCGUGGACUGCUACCGCGAGGACGCGGCUGGUGUGGGUGUGUUCAUCAACUUUGUCCGGCAGACGUGGGGGUUCAUCGGGCCGUUUUGGUUCCCGCACAUGAUCGAGCGGGUUGGGUUCGGGGCCUCGGCGGGGAUUGCGGCGGGGAUGAUUAUCCGUGUCUUGGACCAGUAG
This is a messenger RNA of Chaetomium fimeti, 1630 nucleotides long. Its product is annotated as major facilitator superfamily domain-containing protein. Bases 137 to 1630 code for a protein of 497 amino acids. The record is from RefSeq and is a predicted model, not a curated record. Gene Ontology annotation, biological process: transmembrane transport. The transcript has 5 exons. Lineage: Eukaryota; Fungi; Ascomycota; Sordariomycetes; Sordariales; Chaetomiaceae. Gene Ontology annotation, molecular function: transmembrane transporter activity. Gene Ontology annotation, cellular component: plasma membrane.